Molecule: messenger RNA, 4027 nt
Organism: Archocentrus centrarchus (flier cichlid)
Lineage: Eukaryota; Metazoa; Chordata; Actinopteri; Cichliformes; Cichlidae
Product: tetratricopeptide repeat protein 39C-like
Exons: 14
Coding region: 353-2089 (578 amino acids)
Biological process (GO): otolith morphogenesis; cilium assembly
Molecular function (GO): protein binding
Source: RefSeq, a predicted model, not a curated record
AUCGGGUGUUGCUGCGCGGAUCUUUUUAUCGGAUGGCUGAUUUAGUGAAAAAUAACUGUGUGCUGGCGUUUGACUGAGCUUACAGGCGGCUGCUGUCUGCAAGUACAAUGCUACCUGUAAAUUACCGGAGCGCAGUUUGAUAGCGCCUGUCUGGGGCAUCAGCGGCCCAUCCCUGAGGCGCACAGACGUCUGGAGCCUGCGGAAGCUGCGCCGCUUUUUUUCUCUCUCUCUCGCUCUCUGUUUAAAGCGUUCUCUUAUCUCAGAGGAAAUAAACCAAUGCGGGUUUGGUUCAGGGAAGAAACACGAUCGAUUUUUGUUCGUUAUUGCGCUGGUUUGAGCUGUGGCAUCAGCAAUGGCGGGUCCCGAGCAGUCCCAGCAGCAGCAGCAGGUAGAGGAGAAGGCAGAGCACAUAGAUGAUGCUGAGAUGGCUCUGCAAGGCAUUAACAUGCUGCUCAACAACGGCUUCAAGGAAAGCGACGAGCUGUUCAGGAAAUACAGGACCCAGAGCCCACUGAUGAGCUUUGGGGCCAGUUUUGUCAGCUUUCUGAAUGCCAUGAUGACAUUUGAGGAGGAGAAGAUGCAGACUGCCUGUGAUGACCUGAGGACCACCGAGAAACUGUGCGAGAGCGACAGCGCCGGAGUCAUAGAGACAAUCAGAAACAAGAUUAAAAAGAGUAUGGACUCCCAACGCUCCGGCGUUGUAGUUGUGGACCGCCUGCAGAGACAGAUAAUAGUCGCUGACUGCCAAGUCUACCUCGCUGUGCUCUCCUUUGUCAAACAGGAGCUCUCAGCGUAUAUCAAAGGAGGCUGGAUUCUCCGUAAGGCUUGGAAAAUGUACAAUAAGUGCCACAGUGACAUCAGCCAGCUGCAGGAGUCCUAUCAGCGGAGGUCCUCGGGGAACCAGGACUCCCUCUCAGCAGACAAUGCCAACCACAACACACCUGUGGAGAACGGCGUCACGGCCGAAGCCCUGGACCGCCUCAAGGGCUCAGUCAGCUUCGGCUACGGCCUCUUCCACCUGUGCAUCUCCAUGGUACCGCCACACCUGCUCAAGAUUAUCAACCUGCUGGGUUUCCCCGGGGACCGACUCCAGGGCCUCUCCUCCCUUAUGUAUGCAAGCGAGAGCAAGGACAUGAAGGCCCCGCUAGCUACGUUGGCCCUCUUGUGGUACCACACAGUAGUGCUGCCUUUCUUUGCUCUGGAGGGCUCGGAUACACAUGCAGGGCUGCUGGAAGCGAAGGCUAUUCUGCAGAGAAAGUCGGUGGUUUACCCGAACUCGUCUCUCUUCAUGUUCUUUAAAGGACGGGUCCAAAGGCUGGAGUGCCAUAUCAACAGUGCUUUGGCCUGUUUCCAUGAUGCAUUAGAGCUUGCAUCAGACCAAAGAGAGAUCCAGCAUGUGUGUCUCUAUGAGAUUGGCUGGUGUAGCAUGAUAGAGCUGAACUUUGAGGAUGCGUACAGGGCAUUUGAACGCCUGAAGAACGAGUCUCGUUGGUCGCAGUGCUACUAUGCGUAUUUGACUGGAGUGUGUCAGGGUGCUUCAGGAGACGUGGAUGGAGCAAGCGGAGUUUUCAAAGACGUGCAAAAGCUCUUCAAGAGAAAAAACAACCAGAUAGAGCAGUUUGCUGUGAAAAGGGCUGAGAGGCUGAGGAAGAGCUCGCCCAGCAGAGAGCUGUGCGUUCUUGGUGUAAUCGAAGUGGUUUAUCUGUGGAAAGCGCUGCAGAACUGCUCCUCAUCCAAACUGCAGAUCAUGAAUCAGGUGUUACAGACUUUAGAUGAUGCUUCGUGCAGAGGCCUGAAACACCUCCUCCUCGGUGCCAUUCAUAAAUGUCAUGGAAAUAUGAGAGAUGCUGUUCAGUCAUUCCAGCUGGCUGCUAGAGAUGAGUACGGACGGCAGAUCAACUCGUACGUUCAGCCGUAUGCCGUCUAUGAGCUGGGAUGUGUGCUCCUUGCAAAACCAGAGACAGUGGGAAAGGGGAGAUCACUGCUACUUCAGGCAAAGGAGGAUUUUACAGGCUACGACUUUGAGAACCGACUUCAUGUUCGCAUCCAUUCAGCCCUGGCCUCUUUGAAAGAAGUCGUGCCCGUGUGACCUGGAGCAACAAUGGCUGAAUUUUUAAGCCGUUCAGAGUAACUGUUUGACGUCCUAGUGAAGGACUUGGGGGAAAACACGUUUGUCGCCCCACCCAGUCAGACUGAUUACCAAGAGUCAUCUCAAAAUAGCUAGUGUGGUGAUUACUAGCGGGCUUAAAACUAUGCCUAAAGUUUUCAAAGUUAUACUUUUAUAGAUGUAUCUUGUUAGCCAGCAAGUUAGCCACCAAUACCUGUGUUGUUGCUGCAUGGUGCAAGAAAUAUUAAAACGGCAGAUUAUUUUCAUUGUAUGAUGAGGUGAAUCAUAGACAUCAAGCUAAAUAAGAAAAUCUUGGCGUUUUAAGAAUGUGUUUCUUUUUGUAGCUGUUUUCACCCCGAACGCGUCCACGUCCUCUUUCUGGGUGAAAGAGAUGAAGCUGAUGUAAAUUCUUAACCCUGAGGAAAAAGAACAGACUCAUUUCCUUCCAUCUCUUACUGCUCCUUUAACUGUUUCCUCAUGCAUAUGUGUAAGCUAGCUUGUAACAGUUUUCCUCAUUGACGCGUGUAUUUGGGUGACUUUAAUUAAGCCUCUCCCUUCAGUCAGCAGUUCAUUCAGCACAUAAACACUUAAUGAGAGUGAAAUUCCCUUAAUAGUAAUUUUACAGUGAAUAAGAUACAAAUGACAGUGUUUUUUAAAACUUUAGUGCCAUGUGAUCAUCUCACUGCAAUAUUAAAUAUACUAAAUUAUUGUCAGUCCUUAAACACACCACAUGUCAUGAAUACGAAUGAGUACAAUUAAAUAUUUGGUUUCGUACAUUCUUACACAGACAAAUGACAAAUUAAUGGAAAGCCAGUAGUGGUUCUUUUCCCACCGUGCCAUCCUUCUGACGUCAUUUUUAUCCAAAUCAAGAAUAAAAAAACAUCCACGCUGUAUUUUAGUGGCAGAUGGCUCAGCACUCUGACUUGUGUCUUUGUUUCCCCACAUAAAUCAUAUAUUCAGCUUGCUUUCAUGCUCAUUUUUUAACCUUGUCCUCUGCUGUGGACAUGUGCCACACAAGUGAGGCCAGAUCCACAGUUUAAGGACAACUUCACUAGUUCUGUUAUGCUAUGGAGGGUAUUUUGGUGGCCUGGUUUUGGACCACUGCCCAGAUACAUGCCAGAUGCAUUUCAAGAUGCUCUCAUCCUAUAAUGAAAGAUUUGAAUCCUUUGUGGCCAUUCCAGGAUGGCAGUGCCCCAUCCAAAAGGCACGAGGUCUCUCAGAAUGGAUUAAGUAUAAAUAUGAUGUGAGUCACAUGCUGUGGCCUUCACAGUCACCAGAUCUCAACUCACUGGAAAACCCGUCACACUCCCAGACCAGUCAAACCAACACCUGAGAGAAUAUCUUAUAACCGAAUGGUGUUAAAUCCCUCCAACAGGGUUCCAGUGAAUCAGCGCCGAGGUACACUGCAGCCCAACACCGUACUACUGCUGGCUUUUCCUUUAAUUUGUUACAUGUCUGUAAAUUAUUAAAAAGCUUGAUAAUGUUUCAGCCGUUAUUUCAGUAUUAAAGUCCUGUUUUUCCUAAUUAAACUUCAGAAAAUCUGCUUGUGUAAAUGGACAUGAGUCUCAGUGGGUCUCAGUGGGUCUCAGUUACUACGUUUCCACUGCCGAAGUGCCGGUGCUUACGCCAGUGCUGGUGUUGGUUUCAAUGAACCGGCGAAAAGCUUAAGAAGGAGCCUGAGUUUCCACCGUGUUUCUGUGACAUGAUUCUUUACGUAUGAGUGUGGGCGGGUCCUCGUCUGGACACGGAAGCUGAAGGGCAUAAACGUGGGAGAACACGCUCCCCUGUCUUGUGCAUUUUAUGGUCUAAACCAGGGGUGGGCAACUCCAGGCCUCGAGGGCCGGUGUCCUGCUGGUUUUAGAUGUGUUCCUGAUCCAACACACCUGAAUCACAUAUAGAAGUCAUUAGCAGGACUCUGGA